Molecule: messenger RNA, 1300 nt
Organism: Gossypium raimondii (Peruvian cotton)
Lineage: Eukaryota; Viridiplantae; Streptophyta; Magnoliopsida; Malvales; Malvaceae
Product: cyclin-U3-1
Exons: 3
Coding region: 422-1078 (218 amino acids)
Biological process (GO): regulation of cyclin-dependent protein serine/threonine kinase activity
Molecular function (GO): protein kinase binding
Source: RefSeq, a predicted model, not a curated record
AAUUGAAAGGAGGUUGGAGUUUAGAGGGUUAACUUUCCUUCCUAGUCUUCCACUUCAACAAUGGGUGAGAAAUGAAUAAUCCACUACCGACACUGUCUUUCGUGUAAAGCUUCAGACAUACCAUUAAAGGGUACAGAGAUUGAGAGAAAACUACUUGUGGGACUUCACCCCCCCCUCCCCCCCCCCCCAAAAAAAAAAAACUGUUUUUUCUCUGUCUCUGCAAUAAACUGGAAGGAGCAGACACAGAGACAGGGAGAGACAGAGAGAGAGAGAGGUGUGGGGGAGACAGUAUGGCUAAGUUAAUCAAAGGAUAAGAUUUGAUCCAUCUCUCUUAUGUUUUCUUUUUUCUUUGUAUAAAGUCCAGAAGAAGCAGAUUCACGGAUAUUGAGAAGAAGUUUCUAAAGAUUUUGUUAAGCUAGCUAUGGGAACUCUUGCAAUCGAUACCGAGUGUGUGGAUUCUGAUAUAUACCGUGCUUUGGGAUUCAAAGAAUUGGGUAAAGGAGUUGUUGGAACUCCACGGAUUUUAUCACUUCUUUCUUCGCUUCUUGAGGAAUCCGUCCAAAGAAACGAGAUGGAGUCCGAGACGGUGAACUUCAAAGAUAAUGUUGCCAUGUUUCAUGGGUUAAGAGCUCCCACCAUAAGCAUUCAGCAUUAUAUCGAUCGCAUCUUCAAGUAUGCUGGCUGCAGUCCGUCGUGCUUUCUCGUUGCAUACAUUUAUGUCGAUAGAUUUGUUCAACAAACGGAUGUGCAUUUGACUUCCCUUAAUGUUCACCGACUCCUCAUAACCAGUGUAUUGGUAGCCGCAAAGUUUAUUGAUGAUGCGUUUUUCAACAAUGCAUAUUAUGCGCGAGUGGGAGGGGUAAGCACGGCGGAGCUCAACAGGUUGGAGAUGAGCUUUCUGUUUGGUCUGGAUUUCAGACUUCAAGUAACUGUGAAUACAUUCCAAGGAUACUGUUGUCAGCUGCAAAAGGAAUGUUGGGAAGGUAAUCAAAUCGAACGGCCUAUUCGAGCCUGUGGAAUCAAAGAUAGUUGGCCAAGCAAAAGUGAUACGCAAUGCGCUCCCACAAUUUCAAGAUGAAGCUACGCGGUCAUGCCAAGAUUCUUGAAGAAACGGCAAGCUUUUGCAUCAUUUGAAUGCGCCUAUUAGUUAGCAUUGAUUGUUUCCAUCUUUUUCAUGAUGUUGUUUGUUUCUUAGCGUGCACCUUUGUGUUCAUUGCUUUGCAGUGCAAAAAGGGAUGUUGUAUAUUAACUUUGUGAGCAUCAAAUUUAUUUUAAAUGAUUUAAUUUUUAUCCAACUUAA